GACUUGAACCAAUGAAAGAAACAUGGCACUUCUGAAGAUAAAUGUCACUCCUCCCUUUUUAAUUGGAACUUCCACUUAGGACCUGUGUGUGACAUUUCACCUGUGAUCUGUACUUUCAGUAGCCACUGACUUUGAGUUACAGCAAGGUCUCUGAAGAUUUGUAUCAAAUGACGUCAAUGGCCAGCUUGUUUUUUUUUACUAGUCAAGCAGUAAAGCGAUUGUUGGGCUGGAAACAAGGUGACGAGGAGGAAAAAUGGGCAGAAAAGGCAGCUGAUGCUUUGGUGAAGAAGCUAAAAAAGAAAAAGGGUGCCAUGGAGGAACUGGAGAAAGCCUUGAGCAGUCCAGGACAGCCAAGUAAAUGUGUCACUAUUCCCAGAUCUUUAGAUGGACGCCUGCAAGUUUCUCACAGAAAAGGCUUACCCCAUGUUAUAUAUUGUCGCGUUUGGCGCUGGCCUGAUUUGCAGAGUCAUCAUGAGCUAAAACCGUUGGAUAUUUGUGAAUUACCAUUUGGAUCUAAGCAAAAAGAAGUUUGUAUCAACCCAUACCACUAUAAGAGAGUGGAGAGUCCAGUCUUACCUCCAGUAUUAGUGCCUCGUCAUAAUGAAUUCAAUCCACAACACAGCCUUCUGGUUCAGUUUAGGAACCUGAGCCACAAUGAACCACACAUGCCACAAAAUGCCACGUUUCCAGAUUCUUUCCACCAGCCCAACAACACUCCUUUUCCCUUAUCUCCAAACAGCCCUUAUCCCCCUUCUCCUGCUAGUAGCACAUAUCCCAACUCCCCAGCAAGUUCUGGACCAGGAAGUCCAUUUCAGCUCCCAGCUGAUACGCCUCCUCCUGCCUAUAUGCCACCUGAUGAUCAGAUGGGUCAAGAUAAUUCCCAGCCUAUGGAUACAAGCAAUAAUAUGAUUCCUCAGAUUAUGCCCAGUAUAUCCAGCAGAGAUGUUCAGCCUGUUGCCUAUGAAGAGCCUAAACAUUGGUGUUCAAUAGUCUACUAUGAAUUAAACAAUCGUGUUGGAGAAGCUUUUCAUGCAUCUUCUACUAAUGUGUUAGUAGAUGGAUUCACUGAUCCUUCAAAUAACAAAAGUAAAUUCUGCUUGGGUUUGUUGUCAAAUGUUAAUCGUAAUUUGACAAUUGAAAACACUAGACGACAUACUGGGAAAGGUAAUCUUGUCAUUUUCCUAUGUGUAAUUGAAUACAAUUUGUUGUACUUGCCAUGAACCAUUGUGAAAGGUGCU
Molecule: messenger RNA, 1238 nt
Organism: Saimiri boliviensis boliviensis (Bolivian squirrel monkey)
Lineage: Eukaryota; Metazoa; Chordata; Mammalia; Primates; Cebidae
Source: RefSeq, a predicted model, not a curated record